GCUUAAUUUAAGAUAGAGCUGAUCGUCAGCUUUGAGGCGAGCGACUCCAAACCGAAGGGUUUAAUCAAAGAGUUAAUAUAGCAGGGUAAUUAGUAUCUUAGUACCUAAGUAUCGCAUCCUCGCAGUUCCAAGCGGCGAAUUGUUGCCCCAUUUUCAUUAUGAAAAUAACGACAAUGAAGUUUAAGCGCAAAUAUGGCUGUUUAGAGAAUAUUUGAAAAGAAUUUCUCACUUAUUAAUCAAUUUGGAUUUUUGUUUCGACCCUCAUUUGUUACGUAGUCUUGUAUUUUAUAAGUUCCAAACGACUGUUUUGCACAACUCAAGUCAUCCACCCAGUUAAAUCCGCACCACCCAAUUACAUACAGUUUGCGUUCAGUUUUCAAGGAGCAAGAAGAGCAAUCAGUAUUUAGUUAGAGUUGAGAGAAUUUAGUGGAUUGCGCCGAAGAUUUUUGAAUUACAUUGAACACCGAAUCUCACAAUCGGCAUCAUGGAGAGCUUUGCGCCGGAAUUACUAUGGAUGGUAGUCAUAGGGUUCCUAAUCGCCUUUGUCCUGGCCUUUGGCAUCGGUGCCAACGACGUGGCCAACUCAUUUGGCACCAGUGUCGGCUCUGGAGUUCUGACCAUCCGGCAGGCAUGCGUUCUGGCCACAAUUUGCGAAAUUUCCGGUGCCGUGUUAAUUGGCUACAAGGUAUCGGACACCAUGCGCAAGGGAAUCCUGGAAGUUGGUCUAUACGAGGGCGCCGAGGAGGUGCUAAUGCUGGGCUGCGUGGCCGCUUUGGCCAGUAGUGCCGUUUGGCUGCUGGUGGCCACCUUUUUGAAGCUGCCCAUUUCGGGAACGCACAGUAUCGUGGGCUCUACCAUUGGAUUUUCACUAGUGGCGCGCGGCGUUCAGGGCCUGAAGAGGUGUACUUUGGGCACAAUUGUUGGAUCGUGGUUCAUCUCACCGGUGCUGAGUGGAGUUGUGAGCAUCCUGCUCUUCCUCGCCAUUCGUCGCUUCAUCCUACGUGCCCAGGAGCCGCUCAAGGCCGGAUUUCGAUCGCUGCCCAUUUUCUAUGGUGUAACGUUCUUCAUCAACGUUAUCAGUGUGGUGUUGGACGGCCCCAAGCUGCUCUACAUGGACAAUAUACCCACUUGGAUAGCUCUGACUGCCAGUUUUGGUCUUUCUAUGCUGGUGGCUUUGCUUACGCUUGGUGGUGGUGCCUCUGCAGCGGCGCAAGAUUGCCAAGCGACUGCGGGCCGAGAAUCCUGUCAAGUUUAAUUUCGAGGACUCUGUGGGUGAGUUAUUUAGUAUUAAGUGUGCUUUACUUUAACCGAAUGUAGAUAUACUUAAGCAGUUGGGUUUUCACAAUAUCCGUAUUGUCGAACAUCUAUUUCAGAGUCUUAUAUUUUCGAUUUAAUAGUCUAAUGAGUCUAUUUACUCAUG
This is a messenger RNA of Drosophila erecta, 1420 nucleotides long. RefSeq names its product sodium-dependent phosphate transporter 1-A. Lineage: Eukaryota; Metazoa; Arthropoda; Insecta; Diptera; Drosophilidae. Gene Ontology annotation, molecular function: phosphate transmembrane transporter activity. Gene Ontology annotation, cellular component: membrane. The record is from RefSeq and is a predicted model, not a curated record. Gene Ontology annotation, biological process: phosphate ion transmembrane transport.